Messenger RNA from Poeciliopsis prolifica (blackstripe livebearer), 5988 nucleotides. Its product is annotated as kinesin heavy chain-like. The record is from RefSeq and is a predicted model, not a curated record. The transcript is spliced from 30 exons. Gene Ontology annotation, biological process: microtubule-based movement. NCBI's taxonomy places the organism in Eukaryota, Metazoa, Chordata, Actinopteri, Cyprinodontiformes, Poeciliidae. Gene Ontology annotation, molecular function: ATP binding; microtubule binding; microtubule motor activity. Bases 1544 to 4456 code for a protein of 970 amino acids.
CAAAUUUUGGUAUUAGAGUGAAGUCUUACACAAAAAUAUUUCAGUCGCUUCAUUACAUUCUUUUGUACAUUGUCUUGUGUAGCUUUUAAAUUUCUUAGUAUCACAUUCUUCAUCUGUCUCUAAAUGUGUUUGUUCAUCUCAGACUUUAUCAGACACUUCCUAUUUCUAUUGGAAAUGUUCUAACAGCUUUGUUACACUCUCUUCUGGGUUACGAUGAACGAUGUCCCUGGAAAAUUUCUAGAGCCUCCAGGGUCUAGAAAUUGUGACGGUGAGAAAGAGGAGCCAUCCCUAAAUGACAGCAGUGCCACAGAAGGAGAAAAAGAAAAUGCAGGAAAGCCAGCUGACAUAAAACAUGAGAAAAAUGGUGAAAACAUAGUGGACGGAUUUGUAUUCAUUGAUGAGGAGACUGGUGCAGUAGAAGAACAUACAACAGACUCGCCAAGUCCUCCAUUUUCAUCAGUACAGGCUCAAAAUGAAGCACAACUGGCAAGUUCUUCCUGGGGUGGAUUGUGGCCCACAGUAAACAUCUUCCGAUUCACCAAUGGGCAGACUUUUGGUGCUGAUGAAGCAAUAAUGAAAAAAGUGAAGGAUAACAAAAACUUCUGUCUAACCUACUUGCAAAGCUAUCUGCCAAUCUCCUUGUUAACCUACUGGCUGGCUCCUACAAUUGAGGAAAAACAAAGUCCAGAGGAAUCUUCGGUCAUCAUUGUCUUUUGUCCAAUCACCUCACGCGUUGGUUCAGAUGUGGAAUCAGUAAUGACAAAUCCACAAGUGGCAUCAGUGAAGAAACCGAUCAUCUUGGUUCUGAUGCAUCACACCAGAGAUCCUGACUAUUCAACUGCCGGAACAAAAUGGUCUGAAGUGUAUAAAAAUGUUGUGCUUGAUGUUCAUGUUUUCUUCCAUGAGACAGAACCAGGAUUACUGACUUGUCAACAAAACGAUCAGGCAAUCGAAGCCAUUGAGAAAAAGUUAUAUGUCUACAUUACUUGGCCUUUUGUCUCCACUUUCUUGAAAUGGUUAAAUCAUAACCCAACACAGGAUGUUCCCUGCAGAAAAGAGACAAAUGUGUGAUUCUGCCCCAAACUGGUCAUUUUCCAGUUGCUUUGAGUUGUUUUGCAGUCUCAUGUCACUCUGCCUGUUAAUAUGAAAUCAUAAUAAAGCAUGUAUGUGUCUAAUAAACUGGCCAGUGAAUAAUAACAUAAUAUAAUGAAGAAUUAAAGCUACAGAGUCAGCUUAUAAAAUCAUUAUACGAGGGAAAAAUGUUAAUAGGACUCCACAGAUCCGACUAUUUGAUCGAUCAGAUCAUAAAUCCGUAUGAAGACUCAAUUUCCCAGAGUUCUCUGCGGCUCAGCGCUCCAGGCUGGACCUGUGGGAGCUGGCAGUGUUGUGUUCAGCAUCCUGAUGGAGAGACGCUGACCGGAGCUCCGAGCUUCAUCAGUCUUAUCCGCUCACUGUGUCCGAACCGAACCCCGAUUCCCAGCAGGUCCGGCGGGGCUCCGUCCACUUCUCUCUUCCUGUCUUUGUUGUUGCGGACUGUGCGGGGAUGGAGGUUGCGGAGUGCGGGGUGUGCGGGGUGAAGGUGAUGUGCCGCUUCAGGCCGCUGAGCGACUCGGAGCGGAGCCGCGGAGACAAAUUCAUCCCCAAAUUCAACGGAGAGGACACGGUGGUGCUGGCGGGGAAGCCGUAUGUGUUCGACAGAGUUUUUCCUCCAAGCACUGAACAGAUUCAGGUGUAUGACACCUGUGCUAAACAGAUCGUCAAAGACGUGUUGGGAGGCUACAAUGGAACCAUCUUUGCUUACGGUCAGACGUCAUCAGGAAAGACUCACACCAUGGAGGGGAAGCUGCACGACCCCCAUAUGAUGGGGAUCAUCCCCAGGAUCUCCAGAGACAUCUUUGACCACAUCUACUCCAUGGACGAGAACCUGGAGUUCCACAUCAAGGUGUCCUACUUUGAGAUUUAUCUGGAUAAAAUCCGAGACUUGCUGGACGUGUCAAAAACCAACCUGGCUGUUCAUGAGGAUAAAAACAGGGUUCCCUAUGUCAAGGGUUGCACUGAGCGUUUUGUGUCGAGUCCUGAGGAGGUGAUGGACGUGAUCGAUGAAGGAAAAGCUAACAGACAUGUCGCUGUCACCAACAUGAAUGAGCACAGUUCUCGCAGCCACAGCAUUUUCCUGAUCAACAUCAAGCAGGAGAACGUGGAGACGGAGAUGAAACUGUCUGGGAAACUUUAUCUGGUCGACCUGGCAGGCAGCGAGAAGGUCAGUAAAACUGGAGCUGAAGGUUCUGUGUUGGAUGAAGCAAAGAACAUCAACAAGUCUCUGUCUGCUCUUGGGAACGUCAUCGCUGCACUCAGUGAAGGAACGAAAACCCACGUCCCAUACCGAGACAGCAAGAUGACCAGGAUUCUGCAGGAUUCUCUAGGGGGAAACUGUCGGACCACCAUCAUCAUCUGCUGCUCUCCUUCUGUUUACAAUGAGGCUGAGAGCAAGUCCACCCUCAUGUUUGGUCAGAGGGCUAAAACCAUAAAGAACACGGUUUCUGUCAACCUUGAGCUGACUGCCGAGGAGUGGAAGAAAAAGUACGAGAAGGAGAAAGAAAAGAACAGAAGUUUGAGCAUCAUGAUCCAGAAACUGGAGAAUGAGCUGAAGCGCUGGAGGAAAGGUGAGUCUGUACCUGUGGAGGAGCAGCUGAGCAACAGGAGUAAGAAGAUCAGCACUGAGACGCCAGCAGUGAUCGAGAGCUUAGCCCCGCCCACCGCCCCUCUGUCAGAGGAGGAGAAGGCGCAGUACGAGACGCUCAUCACCAACCUCUACCAGCAGCUGGACGACAAGGACGAUGAGAUCAACCUGCACAGUCAGACGUCCGAGAAGCUCAAGCAGCAGCUGAUAGAGCAGGAUGAGCUGCUGCUGUCCAGGAGCCAGGACUACGAGCGUCUGCAGGAGGAGCUGAGCCGGCUGCAGAGGGACAGCGAUUCAGCUAAAGAGGAGGUGAAGGAGGUGCUGCAGGCGCUGGAGGAGCUGGCCGUCAACUAUGACCACAAGAGCCAAGAGGUGGAGAACAAGACGCGCUGCAACGAGCAGCUGAACGAGGAGCUGGCACACAAAACGGCGGGUCUGGAGGCCGUUCAGAGGGAGUUGUCCACCAUGCAGGAGCUCAGCACUCACCACAAGAAGAGAUCUGCAGAGAUUGUCAAUCUGCUGAUCAGAGACCUCAGUGAGAUCGGCAGCGUCCUCGGAACCACAGAGCUCAAAGCUAUGGCUGAGAUGAGCGGCGUGAUGGAGGAGGAGUUCACCACGGCUCGUCUCUACAUCAGCAAGAUGAAGUCUGAGGUCAAGUCUCUGGUGAACCGCAGCAAACAGCUGGAGGUCAGCCUGACGGAGAACACCGGCAAGAUGGAGGUCAACGAGAAGGAGCUGAGCGCCUGCCAGCUGCUCGUCUCUCAGCUUCAGGCCAAGUUGGAAUCCCUGUCUGUCGACCUGCAGAGGAUGGAGCAGAAGAAGCGGCAGCUGGAGGAGAGUCAGGAUGCUCUGAUGGAGGAGGUUGCUAAGCUACACGCUCAGGGUCAGAUGCAUGAGGUGACAGUGAUGGACAAAGAGAAAGAACACAUGAGCAGACUGAAGGAUGCUGUGGAGAUGAAGAGAACGUUGGAGGAACAGAUGGAGAACCACAGGGAGGUUCAUCAGAAACAGCUGAGCCGACUCCGCGAUGAGAUCGAACAGAAGCAGAGAGACAACGACCUGCUCAAAGAUGUUAAUCAGGCUCUGCACCUGGAGAACAGAAAACUUCAGUCUGACUUUGACAAACUCAGAGCCGAGGACCAAAACAAGGAGCAAAGACUCCAGAAACUGCAGUUUCUGAAUGAGAAGAGAGAACAAGCCAAGGAGGAUCUGAAGGGCUUGGAGGAAACUGUGACCAAAGAGCUGCAGACUCUGACCAACCUCCGGAUCCAGUUCAUACAAGACAUCACGUCUCGAGUCAAGAACAGCUCAGAGAACGACAACGACGAGGCCGGCGGCAGUUUGGCUCAGAGACAGAGGAUCAUCUUCCUGGAGAACAACCUGGAGCAGCUCAGCAGAGUCCACAAACAGCUGGUGCGGGAUAACGCAGACCUGCGCUGCGAGCUGCCCAAGCUGGACCGGCGGCUGCGUGCCACCGCAGAGCGAGUCAGAGUGCUGGAAACGGCCCUGAAGAAUGCCAAGGAGUCGGCUCUGAGGGACCGCAAACGGUACCAGCAGGAGGUGGACCGGAUCAAAGAGGCCGUCCGGUCCAAGAACAUCUCCAGGAGGGGGCACUCUGCUCAGAUUGCCAAGCCAAUCAGAGCCGGGCACCAGUACCAUCACUCAUCCUCCUCCCCAUCUAUUAAACCGACCAUCAGAGGAGGGGGCGUGGCCUCCAGUCCUCGCCAUCACUCCUCCCGACACCAAGCAGCUCAACAGCAUCAACAGCCACAGUGAAACCACAAGCGACUCCAGAUAACAGCCUAACUGUGGAUCAGUUUAUUUAUUCUUUGUUUCUGAACAUCUUUACUCAACUCUCCUGUCUUCACCAUUCUGCCUUUACUGGAAACUCAUUUCCUCAAUUUUCCUCUUCAACAGCCAAUAAUAGUUUGACUUGUUCUCUGAAUCAGAAAAACAAAGCUGUUUGUUUUAGUUUCUGUGUCUCUGAUCCAUUCAUUUAAUUCAUCUUGUCUUUCUGCAGUAUUAAAACCUGAACUUUAGAAAACAGACGCCUAAAGCUCUUGCUGCUGUUGUUUUCUUAAGUACAACCCAAGUAAUGCACAUUGAUGCAUCACAGUGCAAUUCUAGAAGAAUUAUCUUUAUUCAACUUUGAACUGUUAGACACUUUCCUGACUAAAUUGAGAAAACAGAGUAUUUUCACCUCAGGUUGGAUUUUUUUGUAUUUGUCUUGAUUGAUAAACAAUAUUAGAAAUGACAUUUUAGGAAUUUUUGAAACAGGCUUUGUCCUUCCAACAGCUAAUAAUAAUAAUAAUAAUAUAAUAAUAAUAAUAAUAAUAAUAAUAAUAAUAAUAAUAAUAAUGCUUUUAAACUGCAGUAUAAUUCAAAUAAACACUCCGCCUAGUCAUCUGAUUUUAAUUGUAUUUACAGUAUUACAGUAUAAACCUUUAAAAAAAGAAAUACCUCAGAUAAUUUCAUGUAUUUGCACAUCAUUGCUUUAUGAGUUUACAGUGCUGUAAUAAUUGUUUUUUAAUCAUUUUUGCUGCCAUGACUUGAGUUUCAAUUGUUCUUUUCGUGAAUGUUUGAACCUACCUGUCCAAGUGUUGCCUUUUUCAACAUUUUAUAUUUUAUUACUGGACAUUUUGAUACUUUUUUAUAUUAAUUUUUAAUUUCAUUGUUAUUGCUGGAGAUUUCCUCAGCUGCUCCUGACAGAUUCUACAAACAUUACGUUUCUUCCAGAGAGAAUACAGUAAACCAAACUCACCAAAAUGCAUCAUGAGCUGGAUAGUGUCUGUUAGACCCGUGGUGUGUUUAUGUCUGUGGGAUUCAGAUGUUACGGAAGUGUUGUGCUGUAUUUGCUAUUUCUGGUAUUUGUAGUCACAAUCACUGAUUUUCAAUGAUUCUAUUUAUUUUACUGUAUUUAUUUCACUAACAUAAUUGAACUAUGUCUACUGUAAUUGUUUUGUGUAAUUAUUGAACAUUACUUCAUCAUGGUAUUAGUUAUAAUUUUGUUUAGAUUGCAAUUUUUUUCCCUGUAAUGUUUAAUCAUUUAAUAUUUAGUCAUUUUCUAUAUUUAUUUUCAUCCAUGUAUUGUACUGUAUUUUCAAUUAUUUUUUUUACAUUUGUAUUUUACUUACUAUAUUUAUUUUGCUGAAUUUUUACUGUCUUUUGCAGUUUUUCAUUGCAGGCCUACGUUAAACUAAAAGCUGAUAUUUCUAUUAUAGAUGUUAAAUUAUUAUUUUUCCUCCAGUGUUUAAAGCACAAUCUUAUGGCCUCUUCAAUUACAAAAAUAAAGUGUUUCUGAUGUCAAA